AUGACCGACAAGACGUGGACCUCGUUGUCGUACUUAUCAGGCUUUGGCAACACGUUUUGCUCCGAGGCGCUGCCCAAUGCGCUUCCAAAGGUGCAAAACAAUCCCCAAAAGUGUCCGUACGGACUAUACGCUGAGCAGCUCUCGGGGACUGCAUUCACGUUGCCACGGCACAAGAACCAGCGCUCGUGGCUGUACCGGAUCUUACCUUCCGUGUUGCACGAGAAGUACCAGAAGGUCGAGCACUCUUAUGUGAAAGGGGACUUUGCCCAGGAGACCUUGUCGCCGCAACAAAUGCGGUGGAACCCUAUGCCGUUUCCGGAAUCGUCGGACAAGGUGGACUUUGUGACUGGUCUGCGGACGAUUGGUGGUGCAGGAGACCCGACGAUGAAAGCAGGGAUGGCUAUCCAUAUGUACGCAGCCAACGAAUCCAUGGUGGACAAGUGUCUUUACAACUCGGAUGGAGACUUUCUGAUCGUUCCACAAGUUGGCACUUUGAAGAUCACGACCGAGUUCGGGCGACUCAAAGUGUCGCCGCACGAGAUCUGCGUCUUGCAGCGCGGCAUCAGGUUUUCGGUUGAACUUGACGAGCCGUCACGUGGAUACAUUUUGGAAGUGUACAACCGUCACUUUAUCCUCCCUGACCUCGGACCUAUCGGCGCCAAUGGACUUGCUAACCCACGUGACUUUGAGCACCCAAGUGCUGCUUACGAAGAUCGUGACUGCAAGUACAUGGUCGUGAACAAGUUUGGAGGUCAGCUAUUUUCAGCUCGCAUGACACACUCGCCAUUCAAUGUCGUUGCGUGGCAUGGAAAUUACGUUCCAUACAAGUACAACCUGGACAAGUUCUGCACGAUGAAUUCGGUCAGCUUUGAUCACCCGGACCCCUCCAUUUACUGCGUCCUCACAUGUCAAACUGAGGAGGCAGGGAAUGCGGUUGCAGACUUUGUCGUCUUUCCGCCCCGAUGGAUGGUUCAAGAGCGAACGUUUCGCCCUCCUUACUUCCACCGCAACUGCAUGAGCGAGUACAUGGGCAUGAUUUACGGUACCUACGACGCCAAAAAAGACGGUUUUGUUCCAGGAGCGGCUUCUCUUCACAGCGUUCUCACGCCACACGGACCAGAUGCGGCAACUUUCCUUGCUGCUUCUAACGAACAUCUCGAGCCAAAGAAGUUCGACGGUGGUCUAGCGUUCAUGUUCGAGACGACGUACUUUGUCAAGCUAACGGACUACGCACUUGGCUGCGACCAAAAUGACGAGAACUACUGGAAGUGCUGGCAAGAAAUGCCGAAGCUCUUCAAUCCCAACAAAGCUUGA
This is a messenger RNA of Peronospora matthiolae, 1314 nucleotides long. The record is from the annotation of a GenBank genome assembly. NCBI's taxonomy places the organism in Eukaryota, Oomycota, Peronosporomycetes, Peronosporales, Peronosporaceae.